AUCGCCGCCCGCUUGGCUCCGGCGCCGCCCGCCACUGCACACGGGCACCUAAAGUUUGCUGCCACUCAAUCAUUCAUCAUCAUCAUUAUCACACUGACUGACUCACGACGAGACGGAGACGGACCUCUCCUCCUGACCUGGGCGGGCUUGCUUGCCUCGCUCCGCCUCCGCUCACUCCCCGCCCCACCGCCAGUCGCGCAUGCGUGUCCUCCUCUCGCCACCUGCACAUGGACUGCAGAGUUUGGGAGGGACGCACGGAAGCGUUUGUGUUUCUGGCUGGGCCUGGGGGCUGUGCGGGCCGCGGCACAAGGAAAGGACGGAUGGACUCAGAGGAAGGAUUCAAAAGGAGGGAGGCCGCCUGCCUCAUCAAACCAGAGGAUAAGAUCCAAUCGGUGGGAUGGGAGCUUUCCCCGCAUGGAGCGGGUGGAGGACUGUCGGUCGCCAUAGAAACUGUGCACAUCAGUAAAGGAAAAGCGAAGGGUAAGAUCCUGUCCUGCUCCUUGCCUUUAUCGGUGGAUUUUAUUGUGCAUGUAUGUAGCUUGCCCUCUCCCCCUGGGUUAUUGGCUUCUGGUUGCCCAAGAAACAAAACCAUGCAAGCAGAGAAACUUGUUUUUAAAACGAUAAGGAGGCACGCCUUUCAUUGAAUCCCAAAUCACAAUAUUCUGUGGGUGAGUCUCAUUUCCUCCUUUUCACUUUAAAAUGUGUGGUAAUAAGGAUUAAGUAUGGUAGCACACAGAAGGCGAGGUGAGGGCAUAUUAACAAGGAGGGCAUAUUAACAGGGGGAGGAAUCUUGCUCCAAUGUUCGAAGCUUUACUGUGGAAAAGGAACUAUUAUUGCAAUCAUUCUGGGGAUUUUGAAAUUGAUGUGUUUUAGUAAACCAAAGCUACUCCAUUUUGUUAGUAAACCAAAGAAACUCUCUUUUGAAAGCUAAAAAGCUCUAACUCAGAGAAACCUCAGCAAGGCCAAGGACACAGACUCUGCAACAUUGCUUUAACAAUAGCCAUCACUACUCUUAUCUCUCUAGCUCGCAUAGUAGCAAUUGCAAUGCUAACCAAGCUAGGUUCCCAUGAGAAACGCUUGAAAUGCUAACGCUGAAGAAAGAACGGAUCUAACCAUAUUAGGGAAAUCACCUGAUGGACGAUAGUCCAGUCACGCAUGCGUGCUUGAAAGGGGUUAGGUCACAGUUGCUAUGUGCAUUAGGGUCAAGAGCCUUUUUGCAUUCAUGUUGUUGUUUGUAUAAAAGGAACAUCUCUAGCUGUAACUCAUUGUAUUCAAUGUAAAGCGUGAGCUGCAUUGGAUACCUUGCUGUCGCGAAGCAAUAAAGCCUCUGAUUGAUUCCCUUGAGUCUGUUUGAUUGGCUAAAAGCGGACCCAAGUCGAGCCGGGUCUUCACAUCAAUUUGGUGCCGUGACUCGGAUGUAACUUGGGUGGACGAUUUGGCCCGUCGUGGGACAACGAGGACCAGCGCGCACCACAGCCUUUGUCUGAGGAGGUUUCUCGUGGCCCUGGGACGCGUCAGUCGUUACUACACGCUACAUCUGGGAAUCGAGGCAAGAGCCUGAGGGAGAGGCAAGAAAUCCAGAGACGUCUUUGGUGAGUACCCCAAGCCCAAGUAGGGGAACAAAAGGGGGGGGGGAAAGCCCAGGGAGGGGCAUUCUUUCAUCCCGAGAAGAGGGGAGAAAGCAAAAUUACCCAAGCAGGGGCAAUUUAAGCCAAAAUCCCGAGAGGGGGGGGCAAUUUCAGCCAAAGAGUCUGAAGGAGAGGAGGCUGAGUCAAAAAUAAACGACCCAAGCACAAGCAAGCUAGGGGGUGGACCAUGGGGAGCAGAAAUAGCAAGCACGCGAAAUCUGAAAGGAUUUCUUGCACACCCUUGGAAUGUGUGUUGAAGCAUUGGAAGAUCCUCACAGGGGAGAGCAAUUCUCUUAAAAAAUAUAUGUUGAAAGGUCUCUGUAUAGAAGUGUGGCCAACCUAUCGGCUUGGCGAUGGCACCACCUACUGGCCACGUACAGGAAGUGUUGAUCAAGCUUUAAUUUUAGAAUUGUUGGUAUAUUGUUCAAAAAAUGGAAAGUAUGAAGAACACUGUUAUGUUCAGCCAUUCAUGGAAUUAUGGUGCAGACCUCUGUUGGCCAUGGACUGUGGGCUAAUGCCUGCAGGGAAUUCUUCUGGACUAUUUCCCUUACAGUCUUGCCCUUCCACUCCCCUCACCCCUUCCACACCUCCCCCUCCUCCACCCUAUCCCAAGCCCUAUGAAUGCCCAGAAGAUGAUUGUGUUCAACCUAUUUACCCACCCCCACCCCCACCACAACCUCAACCUAUUCCCCAGCCUCAGCUGCAUCCAGUUCCCAAUGUACCAGAUGUACAGAGAGCACCCUCUCCAGGAAGGGGGGGGGCAUAGGUUUGGUUGACUUAGAGGGGGGAGAUACAUUGGGGCCACUUCCUACACCUUUGACGCCUUUGGGAACGGGGGCGGGCAUAGGUUUGGUUGAUUUGGGAACAACACCGUUGCAACCUUUAAAGACAGAUUUGGAAGCCUUGGAUUUAGCUAUUGUGCCUAUUAACAGCGGUACCGUCUCACUUACAAACCCCAAAAUCAGCCCCGUUGCCUGGCAUACUAGGAGUAAAAGCAGCAGCAGAGUCCCAGUUUUAGCCCCAUUGAGGGAAACUUUAACUGCCACAGGGGACCGAACAUUAGUCCAUGUUCCCUUUUCAUCUGCAGAUUUAAUGAAUUGGAAGCUGCAAACUAAAUCACUUAGAGAAGACCCAGUAGCCUGCUCUAGUCUCUUUGAGUCUGUGUUUGCUACUCACAAGCCUAUAUGGGCAGAUAUCCAGCAAAUGGCUGGCUCUUUGCUUACAGCAGAGGAACGACGCCUCCUUUUGCAGAAAGCUACCCAGUUAGCCACCAACAUGGGGGCCCGUCAGACACCAGUUGUUGCAGCAGCAGAACUAUAUCCCUUGCAGGAUCCUAACUGGGAUCCAAAUACUGAAGCUGGGCAUGCCGCUUUGGACACUUUUCGCCAGCUCUUUCUGAAGGCUCUCAACACUUGUGUGCCUAGACAUACAAAUCUGAACAGACUUCGUCAGACCUUUCAGGGUCCAAAUGACUUUCUGGAAAGGCUUGAAAAAUGCCUUCACCAAUUCACGUCCCUGGACCUUAAAUCUCCAGAAGCAGAACAUAUUUUGAGAGCAGCAUUUUUGGCUCAGAGUGCACAGGACAUUAGAAAGAGACUGAAUAAGUUAGAUGCACCUUUGACCAUGGCUCUCGACUCUUUAGUGGAGGCAGCCUACCGUGUCUAUACACAGAGAGAGAACCCAGACCCAGAGUCAGAAAAAGAGAAGGAGAAGGAAAGGGAGAAGGAGAAAGAAAAAGAGAAGGAGAAGGAAAGGGAGAAGGAGAAAGAAAAAGAAAGGGAGAAGGAGAAAGAAAAGGAAAAGGAGAAGGAGAAGAAAGUAGGAGGAAGUAAACCACAUAUCCUAUAUGCUGGUCGAGGAAAGGGGGCCCAGCAGGGGCCGGGAAGAGCAUCCCCUCGACAGGGAUCUCCAUAUUGUUACCAUUGCGGAAAUCCAAACCAUUGGGUCCGGAACUGUCCGACCCGGUUUCAAGGACCGCAGCCAUUUCCACAGCAAAUGCAGCAAAUGCCCUAUUGGCAGACAGCCUUGGCUGUCCAGCCACAGCAGCAUUUCCAGUCACAGCAGCAGUUCCAACAAUUUCAGCCGCAACAGCAGUUUCAACCACAACAAUUUCAACGCCAGCAGCAGGGGGGCCAGCAGUUCCAAUCCCAAUAGCAGCCCUACCAGUCUAGUCCCCAGAGUCCCUAUCAACAAAGGAACUCCAGAUAGGACAGGCCGGGGGAAACAGCUGUAUUGGCGACUUGCCGAACACUUUCACCCACAGAACCCCUGGUGGCCUGCAGAGUGGGCUCUGGAGCAAAUGCUCAGACUGUUUCAAUGUUAGUAGAUUCCGGCGCCACUCAUUCAGUCUUAAUUACUCCAAAAGGGGCUACCCCAAGCAGCCGUUCCACCUUUGUGGAAGGAGCCACGGGUGCUUCAGCAAAACAUCACUUUUUGGAAGCCAUACCCUUUGAAUGCGCAGGGUCACAAGGACAACAUUCCUUCCUGCACAUGCCUCAGUGCCCUGUGAAUCUAUUGGGCAGAGAUUUAUUGUGUGCCAUGCGGGCUACCUUAUCUUUCGCCCCAGACCAAAUCACCAUGGAAAUUCCUGAUUCAGAAACCUGGGCAGUUCAAGCUAGAGUGAUGGGUCUUUUCCCACCCAUGCUUGCACCAUUAAUUGAUUUACAAGUACCAGAGACAGUGUGGGCCAAGGAGGGAGUGCCAGGCAAAGCAAAAUAUGCCCAACCAGUGACAAUUCGAUUGAAACCAAACACCCAGCCUGUUGCAAUACCACAGUAUCCCUUAAGGAAGGGAGGCGCAGAGGGAUUAAAACCAAUUGUUGAUGCCUUCAUAGCCAAUGGAAUCUUAGUUCCCAGCCAAAGCGCAUGGAAUUCCCCGAUCAUUGCCAUUCCAAAACCAGACGGUAGAUGGCGCCUGGUACAAGACCUAAGAGCAGUAAAUGCCUGUGUGGAACCUCUACACACAAUUUUGCCAAAUCCACACACUAUAAUGACAGCUGUGCCACCACAAAUGACUAGUUUUACUGUUCUGGACUUGAAGGAUGCUUUUUUUUGCAUAUCUUUAGCGCCAGAAUCACAACCAAUAUUUGCACUAGACAGGCACGACCCGAAAACGCAUGUAAAAGUCGGGCUCCAAUGGUCUCGUCUGCCACAAGGGUUAAAUUCCGCGCCCCAUUUGUUCAGCGAUGCGUUGAGGGAGGAAUUGGGCAGGUGGACACCCCCAGAAGGCGAGGAAGGCAAGGAUUUUGUGUUGCUGCAGUUUCUAGACGAUUUGUUCCUAGCCACAACCUCAAAGGAGCUCAAUUUGAUCCUUACCACUUCACUUUUGCUCCAUCUAGCGGAUGCAGGCUUUCAUCCAUCAAAAUCUAAAGCGCAGGUGGCCUUACCCCAAGUUAAAUAUAUGGGGCUUUUACUCAGCCAAGGACAGAAGUCUCUUUUGCCAGAGCGAAAAGAGGCCAUUUGCAGAAUAGCCCCACCCUCCAAUCGCCGUCAGUUGCGUUCAUUCAUUGGAAUGGCUAAUUUUUGCUGCCAAUGGAUUCAUGGGUUUGCAGCUUUAGCCCAACCCCUGUAUGAUGCACUUUCUGGAGGAGAAAAUGACAGCUUUACAUGGACAGCAGACUGCCAAUCUGCUUUCAUGGAAAUAAAGGCAGCUCUUGCAAGUGCGCCAGCACUUGGACUGCCCGACUACAACAAAGUUUUCUACUUAUUUGCUUCUGAGUGUCAGGGAACAGCAUCUGGGAUACUUACACAAACCCUGGGCAAAGAUCAUCGCCCAAUUGCAUAUUUUUCUUCCAAACUAGAUGGCGUGGCCCAAGGUUGGCCUCCUUGCUUGAGGGCCCUGGCCGCAGCGGCUGUCAUUUUGGAAGAAGAUCUGAAAUUCACUUUAGGUUCCAAGACUAAACUGUAUGUUCCACACUCAGUUCUUACAUUGCUGGAGAACAGAGCAAACCAAUGGCUGAAACCUGCAUGCAUGGCUAAGUACCAAGCCAUUUUUAUCGAAUCUCCAGAACUUUCCAUUCAUCACUGCACUGCAUUAAAUCCAGCAACCUUUUUACCACAAAACAUGUCAGAACCAGACCCUCCUUUGCAUGAUUGUCAGCAAUUUCUGGACUAUCAUUGCUCAGCCAGACCAGACCUGACUGAUAUUCCACUAUCAGAUGCAGAUCUCACAUUUUAUACAGAUGGGAGCAGUUUUAUGGACAAUGGGGUCAGGAGGGCUGGUUAUGCCAUUGUUACCAUACAUGCUACAGUGGAAGCUAACUCAUUACCCUCUGGGACCUCAGCUCAGUUGGCAGAACUGAUCGCCUUGACUAGAGCUUUGCUGUUAGCCCAGGACCAGAAAGUCAAUAUCUUCACUGAUUCAAAGUAUUCCUUCUCGGUAGUACAUGCCCACGCCGCCAUCUGGCGGGAGAGAGGGUUCAUUACCGCUGAUGGGUCACCAAUAAAGCAUGGUGGCCAGAUUUUGGAACUUCUAGAUGCUAUACUUUUGCCAAGCAAAGUUGCAGUUAUGCAUUGCCCAGGGCAUGAGAGAAAGGACACUGAGAUUGCCCAAGACAAUGGCAGAGCAGAUCACGCAGCCAAAACAGCAGCUCUGCUGCCACCCCCACCCACACUAUCUAUGUUACCACUUAUUCCAGCUUUCCCUUUGCUUCAGCCUCAGGACCACCCUUUCCCAAUGACAGGAGAGGACGUGUCUACUUUAAAUGACCUUUUGCAAAACACUGAAUGGACUCAGACUGAGAAUGGAGCUGUCCAUACUUCAGGCCAACAGUUUUUUUCAUAUGGCACCACCAUGGCCUUAGUGAAGCAAGCCCAUCUUACGACACACUUGGGAAGGGACAGACUAUAUGAGCUUUUAGUCACAUAUUUUUACCACCCUCAAUUGAGAGCAAUGGUAACCACCACUGUCAAUGCAUGUGUGGUUUGCAUUAAGAACAAUCCAGCUCCACCAAGGAGAGCAAGACCACGCGUUCUGCUCAGGACAGGAACAGCCCCAGGUGACUCUUGGCAAUUAGACUUCACUGACAUGCCUAGAGCUGGAAUGUAUAAACACUUGCUAUUGUUUAUUGACAAUUUCACUGGGUGCUCAGAAGGAUUUGUUUGUAAGACAAACAAGACAAAGGAAGUCACCAAGAGGCUUCUACAAGACAUUAUACCGAGAUUUUCACUGCCUAGACAUUUAGAUUCGGAUCAAGGACCACAUUUUACCUCUACAGUCAUACAGGAGGUAGCCACAGCCUUGGGAAUUCGCUACCAUUUACAUACACCUUGGCGGCCCACUUCUUCCGGGAGAGUAGAGGCCUCAAAUCGGAUCUUGAAGACACACCUGAGGAAGAUAUGUCAAGAACUAUCGCUAAAAUGGCCAGACGCCUUGCCUCUGGCCCUUUUUCGCAUGCGCAUCACACCGCGGGGACGUAGUGGGCUCUCACCAUUUGAAGCUCUGUACGGGAGAGUGUGUUCUCUAAAUCCUCUAUCUGCUGAUGUAUCUGACUUACAUGUCAGGGGAGAAGAAUUGCUGAAACAACAUGUAGUUGGCAUUGCGGCUGCCUUGUCUUCUCUUUCUUCUCAUUUACAGGCAACGCAACGGCCGCCACUAGAGGGACCACAACACCCUUUCCAACCAGGCGAUCAGGUGUACCUUGAGAAAUGGCAGAAGCCUAACCUUGAUCCACGGUGGACGGGCCCGUUUACAGUGCUCCUAGUGACCCAAACUGCAGUUCGUCUCUCUGGAUCAAAGACUUGGACCCAUCACACCCGAGUGAGAUUCACGCCUACCCCAGCGAAGGAACCAGAAGACAACAACAACAACUGGGCAGUGACCAAGCGUGGAGACCUGAGACUCACUUUACGCAAACAGCCACCACCAAAACCCCCACCGGAGCCUCUUUCCCUUGAAGAUACUCUGGCAGUGUGGGAAGCAAUGGAUGAAGGACACUUUUAAUUUUC
Molecule: messenger RNA, 7573 nt
Organism: Hemicordylus capensis (graceful crag lizard)
Lineage: Eukaryota; Metazoa; Chordata; Lepidosauria; Squamata; Cordylidae
Product: protein NYNRIN-like
Exons: 2
Coding region: 3945-7568 (1207 amino acids)
Biological process (GO): proteolysis; DNA integration
Molecular function (GO): nucleic acid binding; aspartic-type endopeptidase activity; RNA-DNA hybrid ribonuclease activity
Source: RefSeq, a predicted model, not a curated record